AUGGAUCGCCGAGCCUUCAGGAGUAACUCGUGCAACGGCAAGAACCCGGCGCCUCCCCCCUCGUCCGCGGCGGCGCAGGCGGCGGUGUACCGGACGUCCUCGGCGCCGGUGGGGGGCUCCAAGGACAACGUCGGCGAGCGCAAGGCGCUGCUGCCCCGGCGCCCCGAGGGCGGCACGGCCCGCAAGGCCUACAAGGGCCCCAAGCGGCGGGUGCAGUGGAAGGACACCCACGGCAAGAAGCUCGCCGAGGUCUUGGAAUUCCAGCCUAGCCCUUCAAAGUGGAAAAAGAUGAGAAUUUAUGAUGAGGCUGCUGCAUUUCUUGGCCUCAGUGGCAGUAUUAUGUCUCCAUUAGCCUAUAAGAAAAACUGUGUAUUGGUCUAG
This is a messenger RNA of Triticum turgidum subsp. durum (durum wheat), 381 nucleotides long. Lineage: Eukaryota; Viridiplantae; Streptophyta; Magnoliopsida; Poales; Poaceae. The record is from the annotation of a GenBank genome assembly.